Molecule: messenger RNA, 4070 nt
Organism: Owenia fusiformis
Lineage: Eukaryota; Metazoa; Annelida; Polychaeta; Sabellida; Oweniidae
Source: the annotation of a GenBank genome assembly
UCCGGGUUUAGAAUUCAGCAUGUUUUAAAAAGUUUGGCACUGGAAAUGGCAGAUACAUUAACACUCCAGAGGCUGUUCAUAGGGGGUCUGUAUCCGGAUAUAACUUCAUCACAGCUCGAGGCUCGCUUCAAGAUGUUCGGAGACAUCAAGUCAGUCAGCAUACAGAGCAAGAAAGGAGAGACUCCUGACCAAAACAAGACAUUUGCAUACAUCAAUCUGAAGACAACUGACGGGAAUAUUAAGAAAUGUAUGAGCUCUUACAACAACACUAAAUGGAAGGGUAAUGUUAUGAAGAUACAGAUUGCCAAGGAAAACUUUCUAGACAGACUUAAACAAGAGAGAGAAGAAAACAACAAGGUGUUGAAGGAGCCUCUGGAAAAGACCCCUGAUUCUGACUUCAAAAUCAAAGAUUUCACUGUAAAAGGUGCUAAACCUGGGACCCCUACUGAUCAAGAGCACUGGGUCAUUGGAAAAUAUGGCAGAGUACUCCCUGUAUUAGAACUCAAACGUAGAGACAGGAAAAAAGUUGUUGAAAUUGACCCAUCAAAGUUAUGUCAUGCUAUUAAACAGUUCAAAGAAGAAGAUAUAGAACAGGGAGGGGUGUCAGAAAUGACCUGGCAGCUAGAAGACAAAGACUCACCAAUGACAAAAAAGAGGAAAGGAGAAUUCCCCAAAAUAAAAAAACAGAAGAAAAGAAAAAAUCAAGUUGUGGUUGAUGCCCAGAAGACUCCUGAGUCGAACAAUUUGUCCAGCACUCCAUCAGAAAAAAUAACAACUAAAGUAACUGCAACAUCAUCUGGUCUGAACAGUUUGACAAAUCUGAAAAAUAUAAAAACAAAACAACUAGUUGAGACUGAAAUCGUGCCUCGGCUUAGUGAAUUUGAGAUUGUUUCACUUCAAGAGGAUUUAGAUAAAACUGCUAAGAAAAAUGUAGUUGAGCAGGUAGGGAAACAAAAGAAAGGAAGAAAUUCUGAGAGGGAUUCAACGGGAUCAGCAGAUACAGAUCAGGUCAUAUUAAAAAUGAAGAAAAAGACGAGAAAAAGGUCAGAUAGCACAAGUAGUUUGACAAUACCAGUAGGAGGGCCUCAACCAGCAAAGAAAAAGGUUAAAACGCAAAAUGAAAAAAAUACAAUCAAAUCAUCGGAGAAACAAAGUCAACAGACUAAUUUAAAUAUUUUAAAGUGGAACACAGUUGAUGAAUUCAAGAGUGGCAUAGUGGAUGAUGUACCUCAUCAGAGAAGAACUUGGCAACCAAGGACUUAUAACAGCGACAGUGAGGAUGAUUUUGAAAAGAUUAUCAAAGGAAAAAUUAAGAUUGAGGACAUUGAAAAUAAAAUGAGAAAGACUGUUCGGGAGGAUGAUAGCACUAAUGAUAAUGAAUCUUCAAAAUUGAAAUCUGAAAAUGAAAUUGAAUAUCACUCCAGCUCAGAAUCAGAGCAAGAUAAUACAGAACGCAACAAUGAAUCUAAUCUUAAAAUAGGAAAUAAAUCAAGAGCUCAUAAAAAAUCAACAAAUGAAAUUGUUAAACCAGCUGAUCAAGAAAACCUCACUAAGUCAUCUGAUGAAGACACUCCUCUAAGUGAGGAAUCUAUAGGUGAAAAUGCUUCAUCUGCUAGUGGCUCAGAUGAGGCAAAUGUCAAUGACAAUUCAGGAAAUCUUAAAACAGAAAGUGCAAUGGAGGAAAGUGAACCUCCCAAUGAAGAUGAAAUAAGUGUUGAUUCAAAUGUUGAAGAUGAAUCAAGUGUUGAUUCAAACAGUUCAGGCAAUGAAUCAGAUGAGGAGUUCGAAGAGUCGGAUGAUGAAUCUAAUGACUCUGCAAGUGAAUUAGUUUCUGAAUCAGAAAAUGACUCUGGUGAAUCUGAAGAAGAAUCAAGUGAAUCUGAUAAUGAAAAUUCACAACCCAUAAAAACUGAAACACCUCAAAUGAAAACAAAAAAAGUUCAUGAAAAUCUUGCGUCAAAUAAGGUUAUUACUCAGUUGGAAGAAGAAGACAGUGGGUCUGAUUUUGAAAUGUUUGAAACUGCAGCUAUGACAACCAGUAAAAAGAAAAUGUCCACUGAAAAAAUGAAAGAAUUUGUUAGAAAUAGGAAAGAAUGUGAAAAAUUAGAGUCCUCAUCUGAUGAUUCAGAUUCUGAGGUGGAGAUGAAAAACGAAAUUAAACCUGAAGUAGCGACCGAAGGAAUGAGAAAAGAAUCCAAAAUAGAAACUAAACCUAAAAUAGAAACCGAAUUAAUGAAAAUAGAGAGCAAAUCUGAAGCUAACAUUAAGACUGUUGACGGUAGUAAAACCAAGGUGCCCAAAAUCACAACCAAUCAGACUGCUGAGGAGAAGCAUGCAUUAGCCAAUCAGAAGAGACUUGAUGCUCUGAAGCAGAAACAUAAGGAGAUGAAAGAACAGCAAUCUGCCAUGAAAAUUGCUUUGACUUCACUUGACAAGCAGACCAGUAAAGCGCAGCACACGAAGUUUGACUCCGAUGACGAUGAUGAUGAUGAUGUCACUGUUCAAGCAACGGCUGUGAAAGAAGCUGAUUCUGGAAAAUCACUGGAUGAUCCAAAUGUGGUGAAACCUAAGAGUAAGUUAUCCAAGGAGAAAAAGUCCUUAUUUGAUAGUGACAGCGAAUCAGACUCAAGUGAUAAAGAGGAUGCUGAGAUGUUUAAGAUUCGUCCUGAAUAUGAAGGGGAGGCAGGGAAGAAGCUGAUCAAGUUACAGUCGAGAUUUGGAAAUGACAGUCGUUUCAAAUUGGAUGAAAGAUUCAUUGAGAGCGAUGAGGACGGAGAUGAAGGCAAACUACAAGAUGUCGCCAUGGAGACACAUGAUGACAACAUUGAUGGUAAGAGUGAGAAAGAGAGGGCACUAGAAAUACUCAGUAGUGUUGUCGGCCAUGUGAAAGUGGACAGAAAUACCAAGUCUUCUCUAAGUAGUUUCUCAGCACCAAGAUUUGACCCUACCAAAGAAGAGCAUCAGAAGUUUGAGAUAAAGAGAGAUGUUACAACCUCAAAAUCUAAAGCAGCUAGGGCCAAGGACAAAGCAGCUCUAGAAGCAGCCACUGAACCAGAAGAAGAAGAAACCCUUCCUGAGGUAUCCACUGAAAAGUACUUUGAGGUGCAAGACAAUUUGAAGGAAUCCAUCCAGCAGGGACAAAACACACCAUUCAGUUUCCUUUCAGCAUUUUCGUCUGGAGGGGAUGCGGGUGAUAAAGAUGAUGAAGGAAAUGUUACGGCGGCGAGUGAUUCCCUUAUGAAGGAUUCAUCCAGUACAGCAGAAGUUGAAUCAAGACAGAGUGGUACAACAGCAUCCACUAUGUUACCAUGGCAAUCUAACCCAUUCUCCUAUGAUAGCAGCAGUGAUGAAGAUGAAGAUGAUGCAACAUCUGCAAAUAAAGUAGGUGACGAGCAGGAAACCAAGACAGAAUCCAAAACAACAACAAUGACAACCACUUUCUUUUAUUUUGAAAAUGACGAGCGACUCCAAGAUUGCCACUCCUACUUUCAUCCUGUUGAAGACAAGGAUGCAUUAAAGGAGAACUGGUUGGAGAAACGCCCAGACAGAGUAGAGGCAUACAGGACCCGCCACAAGAGGGCAGUAAGACAGGUGAGAGUGACGCGGGGUCGAGAGAAUCAACGAGGACGUGGUAGAGGACGAGGGAGAGGAACACCAUCCAGGAGGAGCUUCUAGAAACGAGGUCUAGAGCAUUAGCAUUUACGUGGCAGCACUUCUUUAAGACAAUUGGCUAAUCCAAAUGAGUUGGACAUCAAGAUAUUUUUCUAAAUUCUUCGAAAAUCAUUUUUUAUUGAUAAAGAAGUACUAUAAAUAAACUACUGACAAUUCAGAUUGUGAAUUUUGAAUAAUGAAUGGACAGCAUUUCAAUUUAUCCUAAUGUGAUGCAUAAAGAAUUGUAUUGAAUUGGAAUAGAAUUGAAUAUUAAUGGAUGUAACAAAUAAGAUCACCUAAACAGACUUACAGGUUAAGUUACGUGUGAUCCAGCUGUAUAAAUAUAAAAAAUAAAAUACUAAUAAAUAGUAGAAUCUAAAUUAGCUUUUUUGAUUUUAAUCGUCACUAUCAAUAGAUAA